UCCAGAGUAUAUAGAAGAUUAGAGAGAGACAGAGAGAGGAAGAAAGAGAAAGACAGAGCGAGAGGAAGAAGAGAGAGAUAGACAGAGAGCAGAGAGAGAGAGAGAGAGAGAGAGAGAGGAACCGUUUGUGUGUCCGUUUUUUCUGUUACAUAUAUAUGAAACCAUGGUAUCCGACCAAGAAAUAGCCAGGGGAGUCGAGACCGUCCUCCGUCAAUCCGACCCUAACGCCGUCACCACCCUAAACGGCGUCGUCCAGCAGCUGGAAGGGAAGCUAGGGUUAGACCUGUCCCACAAGGCCGGCUUCAUCAGGGACCAGAUCAACCUCCUCCUCCGCUCACCACCACUAACACCUCAACCACCCCACCCUCAGAAAGACCAUUUUGCCCUCCACCAACACCAACAACACCCCCAGUACCCCCAGUACCCUCCCCAUUUUGCCCUUCAGCAGCAGCAGCAAUACCAAUUCUACCGGCCCGCCGCCGAGGACCUCGGCUUCCGCCACCCUCCUCCGCCGCAGCUGCAACCGCCACAUCCGCCGCCGUCGCAACCGCAACUGCCGUUGGCGACCAAACGGAAACCGAACGUUCAGAAUGCAGAAAGCACACCUGUUGGAACCAAAAGAAGGGGCGGACCAGGAGGUCUGAACAAGGUUUGCGGUGUUUCACCUGAACUUCAGGCCAUUGUAGGAGAGCCUGCCCUAUCAAGAACAGAGAUUGUGAAGCAGCUGUGGGUGUAUAUUAGGAAACAUAACCUCCAGGAUCCAAGUAACAAGAGAAAGAUAAUUUGUGAUGACCCGUUGCGUAUAGUCUUUGAAACAGAUUCCACCGACAUGUUCAAGAUGAAUAAGCUGCUUUCUAAACAUAUUAUUCCACUUGGACCUACAAGAGAAUCAGGCCAAGCUAAAAGAUUGAAGGAAGAUGUUGAGCCCGCAACUGAAAGUAGAGAGCCUAGUCCACCACCUAUGAUAAUAUCUGAAGCACUUGCCCAAUUUUUUGGUACUGGAGAAAGGGAAAUGCUCCAAUCAGAGGCCUUGAGUCGUGUUUGGGACUACAUAAAAGCUAACCAGUUAGAGGAUCCUCUGAACUCGAUGACCAUAUCGUGUGAUACGAAGCUUCAGGAGCUCUUUGGAGGUGAAAGCAUUUCUGCAUUGGGCAUACCUGAAAUGUUGGCCCGCCAUCACCUUUUCAAGCAAUGAUGAUGUCUGGUCUUGUGGACUGGUUUGGUGGGACACUGCCAUCUGGUUGUUCAACAUGUCAUGGCAGCUAGCUGAUGAACAUGUCUAUCCAAUCUUUUUGUUUUGUUUAGUUAACUUUUAGUUGCGUUUUGGUUGACAUGGUUAGAUGUUCUGAUGUUACUCAAGUUGUUAAUUGAUGAGUAGAAUGAGAAUGUACUUUGUGCUAGUGGCCGGAGACAUGUUGUAAUUAUGCCAUAAGCCUGGAUUAGGUUUCGUUGCUCACAUUUAGUCGCUUUCACGUGCAUAUAUCUAACCUUAUUAUGCUGAUAGAAGGGAAACUUAAUGAUUAUUCUUUUUA
This is a messenger RNA of Rhododendron vialii, 1532 nucleotides long. RefSeq lists its product as uncharacterized. The transcript is spliced from 6 exons. The record is from RefSeq and is a predicted model, not a curated record. Gene Ontology annotation, cellular component: nucleus. The coding region runs from base 164 to 1195 and encodes 343 amino acids. NCBI's taxonomy places the organism in Eukaryota, Viridiplantae, Streptophyta, Magnoliopsida, Ericales, Ericaceae.